UUGCUUUGUUUUUCUUUUGGGGAGUGCAACUUUCAGCUUGCUCGCCAAGAUGAUGGACAUGUCGGAAUUCGGGGAAGCUGCUCCCUUCCUCCGGAAAAGUGACAAGGAGCUGAUGGUGUUGCAGACUGUAGCUUUUGAAGGGAAGAAGAAAUGCUGGAUUCCAGAUGAGAAGAAAGCUUAUCUUGAAGCUGAGAUAAAAGAGACUGGCGGUGGCAAAGUCACUGUUGAGACUGUGGACGGGAAGACAGUCACUUUGAAGGAAGAUGAUGUUCAACAGAUGAACCCUCCCAAGUUUGACAUGAUUGAAGAUAUGGCUAUGCUGACCCACCUCAACGAGGCAUCUGUGCUGCAAAAUUUGAACAGACGCUACAGUAACUGGAUGAUCUAUACUUAUUCGGGUCUCUUCUGUGUGACAAUAAACCCUUACAAAUGGCUUCCUGUCUACAAGACAGAAGUUGUUUCAGCUUACAAGGGCAAGAGACGUUCAGAGGCUCCUCCUCACAUCUUCUCCAUAGCUGAUAACGCUUACCAUGACAUGCUGCGUAAUCGAGAGAACCAGUCAAUGCUGAUCACUGGAGAAUCUGGUGCCGGCAAGACUGUGAACACGAAACGUGUCAUUCAGUAUUUUGCCACAGUAGCAGCAAUCGGUGAACCUGGAAAAAAGAAUCAACCAGCAACCAAGACUGGGGGGACUUUGGAAGAUCAAAUCAUCCAAGCCAACCCAGCCUUGGAAGCCUUCGGGAAUGCCAAAACUCUGAGAAAUGACAACUCCUCACGCUUUGGUAAAUUUAUCAGAAUCCAUUUUGGAACUACAGGAAAGCUAUCUUCAGCAGAUAUUGAAAUUUAUCUGCUAGAGAAAUCCCGAGUUAUUUUCCAACAACCAGGUGAAAGAGACUACCAUAUCUUCUACCAGAUCUUGUCUGGGAAAAAAGCAGAGCUACAAGAUAUGCUCCUGGUGUCGACAAAUCCCUACGACUUCCACUUCUGCUCACAAGGUGUAGUUACUGUGGACAAUCUGGAUGAUGGGGAAGAGCUGCUGGCAACUGAUCAAGCCAUGGAUAUUUUGGGCUUUGUGGCGGAUGAAAAGUAUGGUGCCUACAAGCUCACUGGUGCCAUUAUGCACUUUGGAAACAUGAAAUUUAAACAGAGACCCAGGGAGGAGCAGGCAGAAGCCGAUGGCACUGAAAGUGCUGACAAAGCUGCUUACCUGAUGGGAAUUAAUUCCUCUGAUAUGCUUAAGGGUUUGGUGCAUCCUAGAGUGAAAGUUGGAAAUGAGUAUGUCACCAAAGGCCAAAGUGUGGAACAGGUUUCCUAUUCUGUUGGGGCCUUAUCCAAAGCAGUGUAUGAUAGGAUGUUCAAGUGGCUCGUUACUCGCAUCAAUAGGACCUUGGACACCAAGUUGCCAAGACAGUUCUUCAUCGGGGUGUUGGACAUUGCUGGCUUUGAAAUCUUUGAUUUUAACAGCUUUGAGCAGCUUUGCAUCAAUUAUACAAAUGAAAAACUGCAACAGUUUUUCAAUCACCACAUGUUUGUCUUGGAGCAAGAAGAGUACAAAAAGGAAGGCAUCGAUUGGGUGUUCAUUGACUUUGGAUUGGAUUUGCAAGCCUGCAUUGAUCUCAUUGAAAAGCCCUUGGGGAUCUUGUCUAUCCUAGAAGAAGAAUGCAUGUUCCCGAAGGCUACAGAUAUGACCUUCAAAGCCAAGCUGUACGACAAUCAUCUGGGCAAGUCACCUAAUCUGCAGAAACCCAGGCCUGACAAAAAACGGAAAUAUGAAGCUCAUUUUGAACUCCUGCACUAUGCUGGAGCGGUGCCCUAUAACAUUAUGGGUUGGCUUGAGAAAAACAAGGACCCACUCAAUGAAACUGUAGUGAGCACUUUUCAAAAAUCUUCCAACAAACUUCUGGCAAGCCUAUUUGAAAAUUAUGUCAGUGCUGACAGCGCACAAGCUGAUAAAGGUGGAGAGAAGAAACGCAAGAAAGGUGCUUCCUUCCAAACAGUGUCAUCCAUGCAUAAAGAAAAUUUAAACAAACUGAUGACUAAUCUGAAGUCCACGUCUCCCCAUUUUGUGCGCUGCAUUAUUCCCAAUGAAACAAAAACUCCAGGUGCUAUGGACCCUUUCCUUGUCCUUCACCAGCUUCGCUGUAACGGUGUCUUAGAGGGAAUUCGUAUUUGCCGCAAGGGAUUUCCAAACAGGGUUAUCUAUGCUGACUUUAAACAAAGGUACCGCAUUCUGAAUCCUUCUGCAAUUCCCGAGGACAAGUUUGUAGACAGCAGGAAAGCUGCUGAAAAAUUGCUCGCCUCUUUAGAUAUUGAUAAUAACCAGUACAAGUUUGGACACACAAAGGUCUUCUUUAAGGCUGGUCUUCUGGGACAUUUGGAAGAAAUGAGGGAUGAGAGAUUAGCCAAGAUUUUAACACUAAUUCAAGCAAGAGCCCGAGGCAGAUUGAUGCGCAUUGAGUUCCAGAAGAUCGUAGAGCGAAGGGAUGCCCUGCUUGUGAUCCAGUGGAAUAUCCGAGCUUUUAUGGUUGUGAAAAACUGGCCUUGGAUGAAGCUUUUCUUUAAGAUCAAGCCUCUGCUGAAAUCUGCAGAAACUGAAAAAGAAAUGGCCAAUAUGAAAGAAGAGUUCCUGAAAUUAAAGGAGGCCCUGGAAAAAUCUGAAGCCAGGAGGAAGGAGCUUGAAGAAAAGCAGGUAUCUCUGGUGCAGGAGAAGAAUGACCUGCUUCUUCAGCUGCAGGCAGAGCAAGACACCCUGGCAGAUGCAGAAGAACGAUGUGACUUGCUGAUUAAAUCUAAGAUCCAGCUGGAGGCCAAAGUCAAAGAGCUGACUGAGCGGGUGGAAGAUGAAGAGGAGAUGAACUCUGAGCUGACAUCCAAGAAGAGGAAGCUGGAAGAUGAAUGCUCUGAGCUGAAGAAGGACAUUGAUGACCUUGAAAUAACACUGGCAAAAGUGGAGAAAGAAAAACAUGCCACUGAAAAUAAGGUUAAGAAUCUGACAGAAGAAAUGGCAGCACUUGAUGAGACCAUCAGCAAGCUGACGAAGGAAAAGAAGUCAUUGCAGGAAGCUCACCAGCAGGCCUUGGAUGACCUGCAAGCAGAAGAGGACAAAGUCAACACACUGAGCAAGGCUAAAGUGAAACUGGAGCAGCAAGUGGAUGAUCUCGAGGGCUCUCUUGAACAAGAAAAGAAAGUGAGGAUGGAUCUGGAAAGAGCCAAACGCAAACUGGAGGGUGACUUGAAGCUGACUCAAGAAAGUGUCAUGGACUUGGAAAAUGAUAAGCUGCAGUUGGACGAAAAGUUAAAGAAGAAAGAAUUUGAAAUCAGUCAGAUGAGCUCCAAGAUUGAGGAUGAGCAGGCCAUAGUGAUGCAGCUCCAAAAGAAGAUAAAAGAGCUUCAGGCCCGCAUAGAGGAACUUGAGGAAGAGCUAGAAGCAGAACGAGCUGCCCGCGCAAAAGUGGAGAAGCAAAGAUCAGACCUGGCCCGAGAGCUGGAAGAGCUGAGUGAGCGGCUGGAAGAGGCUGGGGGCGCCACUGCGGCACAGCUGGAGAUGAACAAGAAGCGGGAGGCCGAGUUUCUGAAGCUGCGGCGGGACCUUGAAGAGGCCACUCUGCACUACGAGGCAACCGCAGCUACACUCAGGAAGAAGCACGCAGACAGCAUGGCGGAGCUUGGGGAACAAGCGGACAACCUGCAGCGGGUCAAACAAAAGCUGGAGAAAGAGAAGAGCGAGCUCAAGUUGGAAGUGGACGAUCUGUCUUCUACUAUGGAGCAAGUGAUUAAGGGAAAGGCAAAUGCAGAAAAACUCUGUCGUACUCUGGAAGACCAUCUCAAUGAGGCAAAAACUAAAGUGGACGAGAUGACUCGUGUGGUGAAUGACCUCACUGCCCAAAAAGGGAAGCUGCAAAGUGAAAAUGGUGAAUUUACAAGACAGCUGGAAGAGAAAGAAUCGCUUAUAAACCAACUUUCCCGAGGGAAGUUGUCUUUCACUCAACAAAUAGAAGAGCUUAAAAGGCAGCUGGAGGAAGAGAGCAAGUCAAAGAAUGCCCUCGCCCAUGCUUUGCAAGCUGCCCGCCAUGACUGUGACCUCCUGCGGGAGCAAUUUGAGGAGGAGCAAGAAGCCAAGGCAGAGCUUCAGAGGGCACUCUCCAAGGGGAAUGCGGAAGUGGCACAGUGGAGAACUAAAUAUGAAACCGAUGCUAUUCAAAGGACUGAGGAGCUAGAAGAUGCCAAGAAAAAGUUGGCAGCUCGUCUCCAAGAGGCUGAGGAAGCCAUCGAGGCGGCCAAUGCCAAAUGCUCUUCUCUGGAGAAGACAAAGCACAGGUUGCAGAAUGAGCUGGAGGACAUGAUGAUUGAUCUGGAAAAGUCCAACGCAGCAGCAGGGUCCUUGGACAAGAAGCAGCGCAAUUUUGACAGGAUCCUUAAUGAGUGGAAACAAAAGUAUGAGGAGUCCCAAGCAGAGCUUGAAGGUGCCCAGAAGGAAGCCCGAAGCCUCAGCACGGAAUUAUUUAAGCUGAAGAAUGCGUACGAAGAGAGCAUGGACAAUCUGGAGACCUUGAAGAGGGAAAACAAGAAUCUCCAAGAGGAGAUUUCAGAUCUAACUGACCAGAUCAGUGAAGGAAACAAGAACCUUCAUGAGGUGGAGAAGAUGAAGAAGCAGAUUGAACAAGAAAAAUCGGAAGUCCAGCUAGCCCUGGAAGAAGCUGAGGGGGCUCUGGAACAUGAAGAAAGCAAGACAUUGCGUUUUCAACUGGAACUCUCCCAAAUUAAAGCAGACUUUGAAAGAAAACUGGCAGAAAAAGAUGAAGAAGUUGAUAAUUUCAGGAGAAACCAGCAACGUGCCAUAGACACAUUACAGUCCACCUUGGAUUCGGAAGCCAAGAGUAGAAACGAGGCCAUCCGACUGAAGAAGAAGAUGGAAGGAGACCUCAACGAGAUGGAAAUCCAGCUCAGCCAUGCUAACCGGCAUGCCUCUGAGGCAACAAAGACCACACGCAUCCUUCAGGCUCAAAUAAAGGAACUGCAAGUACAACUUGAUGAUUCAACACACCUGAAUGAAGACUUCAAAGAGCAGCUGGCAGUCACUGACCGACGUAACACUCUCCUCCAGUCUGAGCUGGAUGAGCUCAGGGCUCUGCUGGACCAGACAGAACGCGGCCGUAAACUGGCAGAGCAGGAGCUGCUGGAAGCCACUGAACGUGUGAACCUUCUGCACACCCAGAAUACAAGCCUGAUCAACCAGAAGAAGAAGCUGGAGACUGAUAUCUCUCAAAUGCAAAAUGAAGUGGAGGAAGCCAUCCAGGAGUGCAGGAAUGCCGAAGAAAAGGCCAAAAAAGCAAUCACUGAUGCAGCAAUGAUGGCCGAAGAACUGAAAAAAGAGCAAGACACCAGUGCUCACUUGGAGCGGAUGAAAAAGAACAUGGAACAGACCAUUAAAGAUCUACAGAAGAGACUGGACGAAGCAGAGCAAAUUGCUCUAAAAGGGGGCAAGAAGCAGAUUCAAAAGCUGGAAUCCAGGGUCCGCGAGCUGGAAAAUGAACUAGAGGCAGAAGCCCGCCGCAAUACGGAAUCUCAGAAAGGAGUCCGCAAAUAUGAAAGGCGCAUCAAAGAGCUGACAUACCAGGCAGAAGAAGACAAGAAGAACUUAACAAGGAUGCAGGAGCUGAUUGAUAAGCUGCAGGUGAAAGUGAAAAGCUACAAGCAUCAAGCAGAAGAAGCUGAAGCUCAAGCCAACCAGUACCUUGCAAAGUACAGGAAGCAGCAGCAUGAGCUGGAUGAUGCUGAAGAACGAGCCGAAAUAGCUGAAUCCCAGGUCAAUAAGCUCAGGACCAAGUCAAGAGAUAUUGGCAUAAAAAAGGUUCACGAUGAGGAGUAAGCCUAUUAUGCCUUGAGUAGCUGCUGGCUAGACUGGUUCUUGCAUAGAAACCAGCAGCCCACCGCUGAAGCAGAAGAAAACAGGCAUCUUAACAAAUAAACAAAUAUCAAAUUAAAAUCUA
Molecule: messenger RNA, 5990 nt
Organism: Podarcis muralis (Common wall lizard)
Lineage: Eukaryota; Metazoa; Chordata; Lepidosauria; Squamata; Lacertidae
Gene: MYH15
Product: myosin heavy chain 15
Cellular component (GO): myosin filament; myosin II complex; cytoplasm
Molecular function (GO): actin filament binding; microfilament motor activity; ATP binding
Source: RefSeq, a predicted model, not a curated record